CGUAUCCGUACGUCUUCGACGCUGCCACAACCACAACGACGAUGGACGAGGAGGAGUGGUCGAAGGAGCUGGAAGCGAACCGGAAGCCGGGGCAGAAGCACCCGACGCCGUCGCCGGGCUUUGCGGACCGCGUCUUCUACGAGAGCCUCCUGCGCCAGAACCCCGAGAGUAAGAUGGCCAAGAAGUGGUGCAUCGAGUACGGUGUGCUCGAGGCCGACGAAGCGGCCGCGCUCUGCAAGGCCAUGGGCAUCGCGUUCAAAGCGCCCAAGGAGCUCAAGAAGACGAGCGCCAAGUCGUCGUCGUCCAAGAAGAAGUCGAACGUCCUUGACGACGCCGUUGACGACAUUGGUCUGCACGCAGGCAGCCACAUGGAAGGCGUGGGCAUCGGCAACAUCUAAGGCCACGCUCUCUUGUAAUACAUAUCCUAUAUACCUCAUCUUGGGCUCUUGCG
Messenger RNA from Saprolegnia diclina VS20, 451 nucleotides. RefSeq lists its product as hypothetical. The transcript has a single exon. NCBI's taxonomy places the organism in Eukaryota, Oomycota, Saprolegniomycetes, Saprolegniales, Saprolegniaceae. Bases 42 to 398 code for a protein of 118 amino acids. The record is from RefSeq and is a predicted model, not a curated record.